This is a messenger RNA of Dentiscutata heterogama, 128 nucleotides long. The record is from the annotation of a GenBank genome assembly. NCBI's taxonomy places the organism in Eukaryota, Fungi, Glomeromycota, Glomeromycetes, Diversisporales, Gigasporaceae.
AGCAUAGUCUCCCACUAUUGCGUGUGGACAAGCGUCUUUGUGGGGCACCUCAGGUCACUUCGGUACUUACCCAAUUUAUAUUUUUAUUAGAUCAAAGAAUUCGCCUCGUCGAUUGGAGUUAUGUUUAA